AUAGAUAAAAGGUUAGAUUUAGUUUGGGUAGAAAAAGGAGGUGAAAGUUUUAGAGUGUCGUGAUAUAGAAUGAUCCAAUUAUGAGGAAGAGAAGAGGAGAGAAUAAAAGCUAUUUAUUGUUGGAGCUUCUUCUCUUACUUUCUUCACCUUUUUCUCUCCACACUCUUCUUCUUCUUCUUCUUCGUCUUCCUCCUCUUCACCCAAAGCACACUCCUGUUUGAUUCAUUGCCUCCAUCAGCACCACCCAUCACCCCAUGGCCAGCUGCCUCGAUAUUGCAACUGAACAGCUCUGCUACAUCCCUUGCAAUUUUUGCAAUAUUGUUCUUGCGGUGAGUGUUCCAUGCAGUAGCUUGUUUGAUAUUGUGACAGUCCGAUGUGGGCACUGCACAAAUCUGUGGUCCGUGAAUAUGGCUGCUGCAUUUCAGGCUCUUUCCUGGCAAGAUGUUCAGGUUCCGAAUUACAACUUAUACAGUUGUAACGGACCUGAUUUUCAAGGUGAUUUUGGAUCGUCGUCGUCUUCAUCAUCAUCGAAAUGUAAUAACAACAAGAUGGAAAUCCGAGCGAACACAACAAUGGCAACAGAGGAGAGGGUUGUGAAUCGACCUCCCGAGAAGAAGCAGAGAGUACCAUCUGCAUAUAAUCAGUUCAUAAAAGAGGAAAUCCAAAGGAUUAAGGCUAAUAAUCCUGAGAUUAGCCAUAGAGAAGCUUUCAGUACUGCAGCCAAGAACUGGGCACAUUAUCCUCGUAUACCCUUUUGGUCGGAUGUUGGAAAUCAGCAAUCAAAUGAAGCUAGAUGAUGGUUUGGAGCGUUUGAUGUGAAGGGCAUGAAGGAGUGAUGAAUGAAGUUGCUGUUUUUUUUCUUUUUUCUUCUUAUUUUACUUCAUGAAAACAAACCCCAAUGACUUGAAUUUGUUGUUGAAUUCAAGUGACAACUAUAAUAUCUAUCCAUCUUUGGGUUGCUGUUGCAUUAUUUUCCACUAUUGCUAUCAAAAUUUGACUUGAAA
Messenger RNA from Cucurbita pepo subsp. pepo (vegetable marrow), 1004 nucleotides. RefSeq names its product axial regulator YABBY 5. The record is from RefSeq and is a predicted model, not a curated record. Gene Ontology annotation, cellular component: nucleus. Gene Ontology annotation, biological process: multicellular organism development; cell fate commitment. NCBI's taxonomy places the organism in Eukaryota, Viridiplantae, Streptophyta, Magnoliopsida, Cucurbitales, Cucurbitaceae.